CACAGAGUGGCAGGAUCGGGGAAUAGGGAGUGGAGCAGGUCUCCUCCGUAGGACGCUUAAAGGACCGAGCCUUUCAAAACCCAUACAUUUCACUAGAGGACGGGCUACAGAGAAGACACACCUCUCGGGAUUGCUGGGGACUCUCUAUGAGAGCAUACGAGGAGCGUUAAGCGGCUCAGACGACAGAAGCCACAUACCCCGCCGAGGACGAGGGCCGGCCUCUUUCCCCUCCACCAAGGAGCAGCCUGUUCCCUGUCUGUCUCCGGCAGCUGCUGCCGUCGAUCAGGCCCGAGGCCGGACAGAACUGAAUUUUCAUAUCCAAGAUCUCUUUUCAUUCUCUUGAUAACCAGAAAGCAAAUAAGGAUGGCCGAGGCUUCUGAGAAUGGAAAGUCAACCAAAGCGAGCAUCCAGAAGGCGGAGGCUGAUCUGCCACCACCCCCUUCACAGGAGUCUGUCCCAGACCCACCUCCAGUUCCCGGGAGCCAGGAUUCUAACCCACUGCCUCCCCCGCCUCCUAAAGAAUCCUUCUCCAAGUUCUACCAGCAGCGUCAAGUGAACGAGCUGAAGCGACUCUACCGGCACAUGCAUCCCGAACUGCGGAAAAAUCUGGAAGAGGCCGUGACGGAGGAUCUGGCUGAGAUGCUGAGCGCCGAUGAUCCCACAGCGCAAGCCUCCGUGAAUUCAGACCCAGUGCUUCCAGGGGAAGUUCAGUCCAUGCGCUGGAUCUUUGAGAACUGGACAUUGGACUCCAUCGGAGAACAUCAGGGUGCCAAGAAGCUCGCAGAGGAGGAAGCCAUCCCAAGUGGGGACGUGAAGAUCAGGUCCAUGAAAUUUGAAAGCCAGUCAUUCAAUGGAGACAGGCUGACUGCCUUGGGCAGUGCAUCCAAGAACGAGCAAACCAAAGGGGAUGUUCACACCGCUCGGUGGUUAUUUGAAACCCAGCCGCUAGACUCGUUGAACAAAAUGUAUUUGGAUGAGACUGAUAUGCAAGAGGCGGUACUCAAGGAACCUGUCCAAAAAGGGGACGUGAAAGGAGCCGCGCAGCUCUUCGAAACUCAUUCGUUGGACGCUUUGGGCCGCUGCAGCUCGGUAGAGGAGCAGAGCAUCCUGCAACUCAAGUCCGAGAUCCAGGAGCUCAAAGGGGAUGUGGAGAAGACCAUCAAACUGUUCCAAACAGAGCCCCUCUGCGCCAUCAGAGAUAAAACAGGAAACAUCCACGAGAUCAAGUCGGUCUGCCGGGAAGAAAUACACAGCAACGCCGUGAGGACGGCUCGUUGGCUGUUCGAAACCCAGCCCCUUGACACCAUCAACAAGGACACGUCCAAAGUGCAAGUUAUACGAGGGAUAUCGUUAGAGGAGGUCGCAAAAGGGAAUGUCAGCGGAGCCAAGUGGCUGUUCGAAACCCAGCCCCUGGACGCCAUCAGAGAAAUUACUGUCGAGGAGGCAGAUUUCAAGGCUUCUCCGGAACUUGUCCAAGGGGCUGAUGUUACUAAGCAGUGCCUGCUUUUUGAGACUCAGCCUCUUGAUGCACUGAAAGGAGAAGUCACUGACAGCACCCCAGCCAAAGAAGAAGUCAUCAGAGGGGAUGUAAAAUCGACCCUCUGGCUGUUCGAGACCCAACCAAUGGAAACACUAAGGGAUAAUUUUGAAGUUGGGCAAUUGAAGAAAGUGGAGCUUUCAGAAGAGGAGAAAGGAGCUGUGAAGCAAAGGAAGCACGUUUUUGAGACCUGUCCUUUGGGAAGCAUCUCCAAGGCCCUGUCCGAAGACCUCUCAGCCACCAACAUACAAGAGGUAGAGAAAGGCGACGUGAAAGCUUUCAAGAGUCUCUUUGAGACCCUCCCUUUAGAUAGCAUCAGGCAAGUCAGCACCGAAGAGGUUGCCAAGGAAGCAGAGGAAGUACCCCGUGGGAACGUCAAAGCCAACCAGUUCCUGUUUGAGACAACACCCUUGUACGCCAUCAAGGAUUCCUUUGGGAAUUUCCACGAGGUUACUUCCGUGAGCAGAGAAGAGGAGGUUGUGGGUGGAGAUGUUAAGAACUACAAAUGGAAGUUCGAAACCAAGCCUUUGGACCAGUUUGACGACAGCUUCCAGAAAGUAGACAUCAUCAAGGGGAUCACAAAGCAGGAAGUGGUGGCCGGAGACGUUAAGACGGCCAAGUGGCUGUUCGAAACACAGCCCAUCGAUGUCAUCCACAGCCAAAUCAACCUGACGGAGCAAAAUGCUUCUGAGAAAGGAGAGGAGUCCCAAGGAGGUGACGUGAAGACCUGCAGGUGGUUGUUUGAGACGCAUCCAAUGGAUGCUCUAUACGAAAAGACAGAGAAGAAGCAAGACAGAGAAGAACCUGUGCCACAAGGGGAUGUCAAAUCGUACACUUGGAUGUUUGAAACACAGCCCUUGGACUCCCUGAGAGGCCAGGAAGAGCAAUAUUUGCAGGUCAGCAAAACAUUUCCCCAAGAUGAAUUACAAGGGGUAGAUGUGAAAACCGCCAGACACCUAUUUGAGACAGAACCCUUAAUUGACAAUGCCUCUGACGAUGUCAAUUCAAAGAAAAUAAUCAGGUACUCCAGCCGCAUAGAGAUGCAAUCUGGAGAGGUGUCCCGGGUGAAAGAGUUAUUUGAAGCCAAGCCCUUGGAUUCGGCCGGGAAAUCAAACACAGCCACGAAAGAGAUCAGUUUCCCAGAAGAUGAGAACAUAGAGCCUGGGGCUGUCCACAAGUUUACUUGGCUCUUUGAAAACUGCCCCAUGGACACCUUGAAAAGCAGCACGGAGGGCUUUCAAGAGGUACCUCCAGAAAAGGACAUUCGGAGUGGAGACGUUGGAGGCAAGAGGUUCAUCUUCGAAACCUACUCCCUGGAUCAGAUCCAUGACAAAGAGAAUGAGAUACAAAUCAAGAAGAUCCAGGAACAGACCCUGAACAAAGCCGCUGUCAAGUCCUGUACCAUGCUCUUUGAGACUCAGCCGCUGUACGCCAUCCAGGACAGAGAGGGAGGCUAUCACGAAGUCACAUCGGUGAAGAAGGAAGAAAUCGUGAAAGGUGACGUGAAGGGUGCCAGGUGGCAAUUUGAAACCAAACCCUUGGAUCAGAUCAAGAAAGACGAAGAGGUGUUUGUGAUCAGGGCAGUGACCCAAGAGGACUUCAAGAAGGGCGAUGUCCAAGCGGCCCGGUGGAGAUUUGAAACGGAGCCUCUAGAUUCCAUUGCUGAAGAUAAGAGGCCAGUUCUGAGGACCGUUGACGAUGUACAGAGGGGAGAUGUCCAGUCCAAUAAGCAACUCUUCGAGUCAGAGAAGUUCGGUCAAAAAAGGUACGUUAGGAUGGUCAGUGUGAGUGAUGUCCAGCAAGGAGAUGUAAGGACAUCCACUUGGCUUUUUGAGAACCAGCCCAUCGAUUCCCUCAAAGGACAGCCUGAAAGCACCUCCACCCUCAACACUGUUCAGAGAGAGGACAUCCAUAAAGGGGACGUGAAACGCUGUACCUGGCUAUUCGAGACUCAGCCCAUGGACAGUCUCAAAGACACUGAGGCUUCCUCCACUGCCGGACCCCCAGAGGUUGUUCCCCAGGCCAAUGUCAAGAGCACCACGUGGUUGUUUGAGAGCACGCCACUGGAUAAACUCAGCACCUCUGAACGCUGCACAGAAAUGGAAGUGAAGGAGAGAACCAUAACAGACACGUUGGGAGUCCUCUUCUCCCGUCAAGUGAUCCAACAUGGUGGCAUUCUUAUCGAAGCCAACGAUUCCGAGAGUGUCAAGAUGGCAAAAUAUCAAUGCAGCAGUCAAGGAGCCCCAGAAGUUCAAAAGGAGGAAGUCGUGGGAGGCCAUCUGGAAAGGAUCUUGUUGCAGCUCCUGCACAGGACCAACGUGGAGGCCCAAGGGUUGCUGGUGAAAGAAGAGGAGAACGGGGAUAUCAAAAUCAGCCCGGUGCAGCUUUUAGACCCAAGCACAGCAGAGAAAAGCAAAGAGGACUUGAGGAGUGAUGUGGCAAAAGCUCUCCACAGCCUCCUGAGUCAAGAUGCCUCUGCCAAGAAAGGAAUAGUUAUGCAGGAGACAGGGACUGGAUCGGUGAAGAUCACCAUCUAUUCUCUCUUGCACUGUGUUGCCCAGCAAGAAGAACCUGUCAAGGGUGAUGUGAAGUCCACCAUCGGGAAUCUGCUGGCUUCAUCGCAAGAGCAAAAGGCAACAGCAACCAUCAGGCGAGAGGACAACGAGAGAGGCAACGUCCACCUGUACACCACCUGCAUCGAGAAGGGAGAUCUUGACUACCUAAAGAACCUCCAAAGGGAUUCGGAAAUAGAAUCCCUUGUUUCCUCCCAAGCCAAAGAGGAACCACCGAGAAAUGCGCAAGAGGUCACAGCACCCGCCCAGCCGCAGGAAGAAAAAGGAGUGAAAACGACAGCAGAUGUGACAUUAGGGGGUAGCAGUGGGCCUAAACAAGUGUUCUUGUGUGACAGCAAGGAAGGUACCUUAGAAAGGGAGGCAGUGCUUGCCGGUGAUCCAGAUUGUACUUUGCGUUGUCUUAGGCAACUCCCAUCCGCAAUGGUAGAAACUGUUGUUUCAGGAAAUGUGAAAUUGGCUGAGAGUGGUAGCAACGGGGCAGUGAGGGAAGGGAAGAAGGAAGGCGAUAGAAAGGAGGGAACAGACUCCACCAAAGUGGCAACUCAGAAGGACGAGAUCGACGGGGCUAUCCAGGCGACGGCGCAGCCCAAAUCGCAAGACCUUGGGGGUGAUCUCCAAGCCGCAAUGCAAAGCCUCAGGCUAGCCACAGCAGAGGCCCAAAGCCUCCAGCACCAAGUCCACAACAAGUUGCAAAAGACCACUGAAAAUAUCCAUCUCGUUACUAAGCAACCCCAGGCGGCCACGCCUCAGCAGGCGGCGGCCCUGCAGGCAACAGUCUACGACGAGGGCCGUGCAGCCGGCAAGAAGCAGCACGCAAGCAACGUCGCCAUCGUCCGAGUGCAAGAGACGUCCAAGUCCCACACCAGCGUGUCUCAGAAGAGCACGGUGUCACGCACAAAGGUCAGUGCAUCCGAGGAAGUACAGGGAGGCAAGCUGCCCCCGGUAGACUAUCAGGAUGGUCCCGUGGCGCCUAGUGCCCAGAUUAGCAUUAAGGACGGCCUUUAUACUGCCCAGCCAGUGAAAACCUAUGUAAAUCCAUUUGUUGAGUCUGAUUACAAAGAGCACUCCGUUCCAGAAGAACGCGAGCAAGAUGCUAUAAUCAGAGGGGAUGUAAAGAUGGCUAUCAGAGCCCUGCAGAGUGCAGCGGCAGAACAGAGGCAAGUAGAAAAAGAGGACGUUGUCCGCGGCAGCUUAAAAGCCGCCCUCGAGUCCCUGGAAAAGUCUAACGUUAAUGUCUCCAAAGGAGAUUUUAAAGCAGCCAUGAUAUACAGAAAUGCAGGGCAGCCGUAUCCCGCUCGUAAAAAUAAAAAUGAGGCUCAGAUUCUUAGGGAGCAGGCAGCUGUAGCGGCUUCGGGCUCUCAAGCUGUUAAUGACUUUCCUCCUCCUCCUCCUCCUCCAGCUUCAGUAACGGGAAUUGUGUGCCCUUCGACCAAUCUGAGAGACGCCGAUGCUCUAAGCUGUCCCAUGACCAUGCAACCAUCUGUUCCUAAGACUGUUCAUCCUGCCCCCGCCAAGCCAAGUGACCAGAGACCUUUAGAGAAACCACAGCUUUUCCCCAAACCAGAAGUUAUCCCCCCACCCAGGAAGAAACCUCUUCCACCUCCAAAACCAGAGUUCCUUUUGCAAGAAGCACUGUCCCACCCUGCCGGCAGCCACCAAAGCCGAUCGGGAAAGGCGGUCUCUCCUCCUUUCCCUUCCAGAUCUCCAAGCAGGGGUGACCCGAACGUACCAGCAACCUCGCCCACAAAUCAAGCACAGGCAUCUGGCGGGGCCAACGUUCUAGACCCAUCUGCACUGAGACGAGAUUCAACUGACUGUCCUCUGCCUCCACCGCCGGUGGCAACUGCCGUCGAGAAAAGGGGUUUUGCAGAAAAAGCAACAAAGGAUAUUAUUAAGACACCUCUGCAAGUAGCAGAAGAAAAGUAUAAGUCAAGGAGAGAAGAGCAGAAGAAGCUGGAAGCAGCUGACCUUAAACAUUCAUCGGAGCCUAUUAAAAAUGGGUUCACUGACUGUGAAAGCCAUCCAACAAAAGAAAUUCAAGAAUCCCUGGGGUCCUGCCAGCCAGAAAAUGGAUGCUCGCUACCUGCAGGGCAAGAGGGCGCCUUGUCCCUUGAAGGCCAGAUAGGUCCUGUGCACGUGGAAGGUCAGAAGAAGCCAUAUCUUUCUGCCAAGUGUCAUGCUAAUGUUCUAAGGAAGGGAACCGUCACGACGCAUGCCUCGUCAUCGAGGAUAGAAAGUACAUCUACGUGCGAAGCUCGUGGAUCAAGGGAUAACCAGAAAACAAGUCCAAGGGCAGAAGAGAUCAUUCCAGAAGCCGCCGUUUCAGCACCUCCGUCUCUACCAUCAAAGCAGAUCUCGAAAGGGCAUCAGUGUUUGAACAGCAGGGAGUUUGGAGAUCUGUCAAUGAACACAGUGCAACAUGCAGAGACGGAAACGCCUGUGGUGGUCAUGCGGGAAAAAGCUUGCCGGGAAACGGAAGAAGAACGCCGCAAGAGGCUGUCUGUCCACAAGGAAGAAAUCAUGCAAGGCAACGUUAAAGAGGCCAUGGAAAUAUUUGAAAAUCUGCGGAAGCAGGAGGAGCUGCAGGAGAUUUUAACCCGUGUGAAGGAAUUUGAGGACGAGACCUCCAAAGUGGAUGUGAAAGCCCUGAAAAGCUUCUUUGAGAAGGUCCCUGAGUGGGUGGUGCAUCACCAGGUUCACCAGAUAAAACCGCCCAAGAUGGACAAGGCUGAGCAGAUAAAGGAAGUGAAGGAAGACACUGACAGCAUUUCUUCCGUGGAGCUGGCCUUUGAAGAUUUGGAGAGGGCAAGCGCCGAGAUCAUUCACUUGAAGGAGCAGACGCUAAGCCGGCUGCUGGAUAUCGAAGAGGCCAUCCGGAAAGCUCUCUAUUCCAUUUCUAACCUCAAGUCUGAAUCAGACAUCGCUGGGCUUUCGGGACUGCUCCAGGAGUCUCUCGGGAACUCACAAAGCCUGGUGGCCGGCAACAAUAUCCGCAAGAUCAGCAUUGUAUCCAGCAAAGCCAGGCAAGAGAGAGGGAUCCAGAACUCGUCCUGGGGAGUCGAAAAGAUGGCAGAAAAGACCGAGAUGCCCAAGAUAGAGCUAGAGGUCCCCUUGAUCAUUCAGCCCCGGGCAAAUUCCCCUUCUUCUCCUUCCUACAUCUCCAUUCAAUCUGCUGCAAGGAAGCCUGCAGAGUCACCCAAGAUGGCACACUCCUCUGCACUGAAUUUAAUCGACGCGGCCGCGGAAAGGGAACUGUUCACUCAAGGUCUUUUUAGCUCGCUGCCGCGCAAGUCCGUGAGGUCCGACGGAUGCAACUUGGCUUCUUGUGAAGGUGAACAAGAGCCCAUCCAGAUGAGUAAAGGAACGGGCUUGGUUAAACAACAACGUCUCAGCGGUUCGGAAUCUCUCCAGCCCCAGAUUAACAACAACGGUGACAAAGAAUGGGACUCGUCUCAAAGUUUGAUCAAAGGAGGAGUGCCCGACUACCCUUCCAAAGCUUCCCUGAGUGCUUUAAGCCCAUCAAACCCACGGAGACAGAAAAGCAUACUAGAACUUCAGACAAGUCCUGAUGGAUCCAAGCUCUAUGGGGCCACCAGAACUGUGAUGGAGGAGUAUGAGGAGGUGGAUGAGUUUGGAAACAAAAUAAUCACUUCCUCCACGACGGUCACCAAACAAUCGGAGACUCAGACCUCCUCCACGUGCGACAUGGUUUCCUGCCCUACCAGGUACGAAGUGACCGCCUCGCCGAUCCUCCGCAAAUACCUCAACAGCCCAGACGGCUUCCCCACAAGCAGCGGCAGCCAGGAAACAGGGGUGGUCUUUGUUACUUUUGGCAAUUCCAAACCGGCGAAGAAAUAAGAAGAUCAUUUCAUGGGAAAGCAAACAACGGCAGCUGUGAUCCACAAACAUUAAAUGGCAGGACUUGGAUGGGAGGCAGUUUUAAGCCGACAUUUUAAAAGGACUUGUUUGACUUAAAAUCUAGGUUGUUGGAAACGAAGCAAUUUGUGGAUUAGGCAGCCUGUUCGAGGAGAGCUUUGCAAAAACUUUCAGAAUACAGUCUUACAGCUUGCGAAUGAGUCAAACGAUACAUUUGGAACCGGUUCGUGAAGAAAUGGCUACCGAUUUGCUAUCACAAGAGAUAUAUAGGGCCUGGAAUCCAGAGGAAAGAAAAUCUGGAUAGAACAAACGAAUGGGUGGGAGGCGCGGGAGUACUCCUCUCAAGAAUUUUCUAUGUCUUUUCGUGACUUUGCAUUAUAUAACCAAGGAUUGCCAACUAUACGAUACCAAGAUCCAGAGUUUGUUUCCAACAACCGACCGUGAGAUUCUCAAAGCAGAGGCCAAAGGACUCAAUUAAAGAAUCAGUGAGUCAAUAAUUUUUGGAAAAGCCUUCAUUUUCUUCUUUUUGCUAUCGAAACAAACCUUCCUGCCUGCCAUUUUUUCUUCUUCUCUCUCACCUUCAUAAUCACCCAAAAAGAGACACAUCUUCCUUCCUGUAUAGGGUUGAAAUCAUUUCUUUUUUCACUACCAGACCACUUUCAUUGGGGGGGGGGGAGAGAGAAUGCGUAGCACUAGUCAUAUUUAGCCAGAGCUGAAUGCUAUGGGGAAGUACAUGAAAUCAGAACAAUUUCUGACAUUAUUACCCUUGUCCCUAAGGAGAAAUUGAAAUCGCAUUAUUCUAGUUUAGACUGAGAUGGAUUUUAGACAAACUUAGAGUUAUUGCUUUUCUCUUUUUUAUUUUAGAUUUGUAAUUUAUUGUUCCUUGUUAACAAGUCUUUACUUUUCGACUCUGCUUUCUUAC
Messenger RNA from Gekko japonicus, 8908 nucleotides. Its product is annotated as xin actin-binding repeat-containing protein 1-like. The transcript has 4 exons. Bases 364 to 7968 code for a protein of 2534 amino acids. Gene Ontology annotation, cellular component: focal adhesion; stress fiber. Gene Ontology annotation, biological process: actin cytoskeleton organization; actin filament organization. The record is from RefSeq and is a predicted model, not a curated record. Gene Ontology annotation, molecular function: actin filament binding. NCBI's taxonomy places the organism in Eukaryota, Metazoa, Chordata, Lepidosauria, Squamata, Gekkonidae.